CUACCUUCAACACCAGUGAAGACUCUGAAAAACAAAUGCAGCAGCCUGUGAUGUCCAGCCUGUCCAAAAAGAUUAAAACAAUCCAGGACAACAACCAGCAGGCCCAAAAGACCAUUAAGAAGGAUUCCGUCACCUAUGUCCCAAAGACCAAGUCCGAAAGAACCACCAGCCGAAAGAACCAUGUCAGAAAACUGAAGGAGGAGCGGGAAGGCAGGAUCUGUGUGCGUUACAAAUGUGGCCUGAUCAAGACCAUGCAGUUUGUCAUGGGCCAAAGACCUGGCUGGGUUGAGGUUGCAGAUGAAGAUGGAGAGUGGGAUUUCAGCUGGUGUGAUCUGAGCUGGUUCAGGGACAACUAUUUCUCCUACAUGGAGGAGCACGUGAGGAUAAACCACUUUCGCAAGUGUUACGAGCUGACGCGUAAAAACCUCAUGGUGAAGAAUCUCAAAAGGUACAAAAAAAACCUGGAGAGAGACGUUGGCCAGGAGGAGCUCAGGUGUGACUUUUUCCCGUGCACCUUCGAGCUGCCCAGUGAGUAUCACAUCUUUGUCGAGGAGUUUAAAAAAUGUCCCGGCAACACCUGGAUCAUGAAGCCCGUCGCGAAAUCCCAAGGGAGAGGCAUUUUCCUGUUCAGGAAACUGAAGGACAUCAUUGAUUGGAAGAGGGACAGCACCCGCACAGAGGAGCUGAGGGAUGGACCUCAGGUGGAGAGCUAUGUGGUCCAACGCUACAUUGAGAACCCUUACCUGAUUAACAGCAGGAAGUUUGAUCUGAGGGUCUACGUUCUGGUCACAUCAUUUAAUCCCCUCAAGGCCUGGCUGUAUCGAGACGGCUUCGCCCGCUUCUCCACCACUCGCUUCACUCUCAGUAUCAUUGACGACAAGUACAUGCAUCUCACCAACGUGGCUAUACAAAAAACCGCGCCAGACUACGAUCCCGACAAGGGAGGCAAAUGGUUGAUCCAGCAGCUCCGCAGAUACCUGACGGCAAAACACGGCCGAGGGACGGUGGAGACACUGUUUGCUGAGAUGGACAACAUCUUCAUCCGAAGUCUCCAGAGCGUACAAAACGUCAUCAUCAACGACAAGCACUGCUUUGAGCUCUACGGGUACGACAUUCUCCUGGAUCAGAACCUCAAACCUUGGUUACUCGAGGUGAACGCCUCGCCGUCGUACGCGGCCAGCAGCCGGGAGGAUUUCGAGCUCAAGUGCCGACUCCUGGGCGACACUUUGAACGUUGUGGAUAUGGAGGGAGUGCUGACGGGCAAGGAGAAGAGGGUGGGCGGCUAUGACCUCAUGUGGAACGAUGGGCCCGUUUACAGAGAAGACGUCAACCUAGAGGCAGUUGAGAGUUCUUGUUUGACCGCCAACACACACCUCGGGUGUGUGAACGACAGAGACAAGCAGCUCCGACAGCUACUAAAACCUUUUCCAGGCCAGAAGAAGACACAACUAUAGGAAGACGGAAUCCUCAGUUAUCCAGGCAAACAUUCCACAGAGACGAGUGUGUUGCCACUUACUUGCCGAGACGCUCCGGUUUGAUGAGGAUGUUGAAGUAGGUUUUUUUCAGCUGCUCCGAGAACAUGGCGAAGACGCCGGGCUCGGUGCUGAAGUCUGCCAGGUGAUCCACGAUCAACCUCAACAGCAGCUGAAACACAUUCAAAACAACGUCAUUCAUCUUUUAUGAAUCAACCUUUGUUUUAUGGUUACAGAGUUUUCUUAGCACAUUUGAAAUCCGACAUGUUUUGUUUUUCAGAUUACAGAGAUCCUUCUUCUGUGGUAUUUAACAGCAGCUUGCAUUCACGAUGUUAGAAAACUCCUACACCACCCAGUCCAUCAUAUUCUCUCUUUUCUUUUCAUCUCCUGUCAUUUUUUAUCUCCAUCACGUUCCAUUAAAGGACUUGUUUUUGUACUGACACAAACCUGAACUAUCACUUUAAGAGAAAGUGAAAUAAUUAAACAACGCAAUGAUUAUCUCACGUAAUCACAAACCUUAUAAAACCCUUUUAAUCUGCGUUAAAAAGGUAUUUAAAUUAAAGCCUGGAAGCCAAACAUUAAAGUGAUUUCAUCUGAAAUUUCGACCAAAGUUGAAAUUUACUUCUACUUCAUUUUUAACCAACUUUAAUGAUUUUAAACAUUCUAACUAAACUGCAAACUUGAGAGUACCAUGUACAUAUGUCAAAAUAAACUUUGACGCGACACUGUAUUCACCAGCAAGAAAACAACAAAAGCUGGACCCCACUUCAUCGAUGUGUCCUCACCGGCAGU
Molecule: messenger RNA, 2264 nt
Organism: Solea solea (common sole)
Lineage: Eukaryota; Metazoa; Chordata; Actinopteri; Pleuronectiformes; Soleidae
Product: probable tubulin polyglutamylase TTLL9
Exons: 1
Coding region: 36-1454 (472 amino acids)
Biological process (GO): protein polyglutamylation; microtubule cytoskeleton organization
Cellular component (GO): cilium
Molecular function (GO): tubulin-glutamic acid ligase activity; tubulin binding
Source: RefSeq, a predicted model, not a curated record